Messenger RNA from Helobdella robusta, 1092 nucleotides. RefSeq lists its product as hypothetical. The annotation marks the transcript as partial. The transcript has 9 exons. Lineage: Eukaryota; Metazoa; Annelida; Clitellata; Rhynchobdellida; Glossiphoniidae. Gene Ontology annotation, molecular function: tau-protein kinase activity; ATP binding; protein serine/threonine kinase activity. Gene Ontology annotation, cellular component: cytoplasm. Gene Ontology annotation, biological process: microtubule cytoskeleton organization; intracellular signal transduction; protein phosphorylation. The record is from RefSeq and is a predicted model, not a curated record.
AUGAAGUCUGCCGGUACAUGUCUUACCACCACGGCCACCACCAGCUCUACCACUAGUCAAUCGUCGUCUGCCCCGGAAUCUGAGAGGCCAUCAAUUGUUCGUGUGGGGUUUUAUGAAAUUGAAAGGACUAUCGGAAAAGGAAAUUUUGCUGUUGUCAAACUUGCGAAACACAGGAUCACCAAAACACCGGUUGCUAUAAAAAUAAUUGAUAAAAAUAGACUAGAUGAAGAUAACCUGAAAAAAAUCUAUAGAGAAGUUCAAAUUUUAAAAUUGCUUGAUCAUCCUCACAUCAUUAAACUUUACCAGGUUAUGGAGACAGCCAAUAUGUUAUACAUUGUGUCGGAGUAUGCAGAAAAUGGAGAAAUGUUUGAAUACAUUGCUAAAAGUGGUAGGCUGUCAGAGAUGGAGGCUUUUUCAAAGUUUAAACAAAUUGUCGAAUCAGUGGAAUAUUGUCACAAAAACCAUGUAGUGCACAGAGAUUUGAAGGCUGAAAAUCUUCUACUGGAUGCAGAUAUGAACAUCAAAAUUGCAGAUUUUGGAUUUGGAAAUUUUUUCAUGACGAAUCAACACUUGAGUACCUGGUGUGGCUCUCCCCCAUAUGCAGCCCCAGAAGUUUUUGAAGGGCAGAAGUACUUGGGCCCUCGAGUCGAUGUCUGGAGUUUGGGAGUGAUUUUGUACGUGCUGGUUUGUGGUUCACUGCCGUUUGAUGGACAGAAUCUUUCUACUCUAAGAGACCGAGUUCUUGCUGGAAGGUUUAGGAUCCCCUACUUCAUGUCCACUGAUUGUGAAAACCUCAUAAAAAAAAUUCUCGUUGUGGACCCAAAACGUCGCUAUACAAUAUCCCAAAUUAAAAAACACAAAUGGAUGACAUCUAAAGAAACUUUGGAACCUCCAAAAACGAGUCUGCUUACGGAAGGCUGUCCAAUAAAGAGAGGAGCGAGGGAGAUGGAUGAAUGUGCUCUGAAACUUAUGCAAAAUUUAGGAAUGGACCGUGCCAAGAUAACUGAAGCUGUUCGAAGUGACGCCUUCAACCAUUAUUCGGCCAUUUACUUUCUUCUUCUUGAAAAACUUCAGAAGCGAAGAGCAGCAUAC